AUGCCCACUCACGCUACCAUCGAAGUUCCCAAUCUUGGCAAGGUUCAAGUACCCACUGGUCUGUUUAUUGACAAUGAAUGGGUCGAAUCUCUGUCCAAGGAAACUUUCUCGACCGUCAAUCCCGCCACCGGAAAACCCUUUCUGGACUUCGAGCACGCAAAGAAGGAAGAUGUAGACAAGGCGGUGGCAUCGUCUAGAAAGGCAUUUAAGACAGUGUGGGGCAACAACGUUGCUGCGACGGAACGAGCUGCCUUGCUCAAUAAGUUCGCAGAUCUCAUGGAACGAGAUGCGGCAAAGAUCGGUGCUCUCGAGUCGUUGAAUUCUGGAAAGGGUGUAAGGAUCGCUCGUGAAUUUGACGUCGGAGACUCCAUCGCCGCUUUCAGAUAUUACGCUGGACUCGCCGACAAAUCUCAUGGUCAGACAAUCAACCAUUUCGGAGGAGAGAAGUUUGUAUACACUCUGCAUCAACCGAUCGGUGUUUGUGGACAGAUCAUCCCAUGGAACUACCCUCUCAUGAUGUGGGCCUGGAAGGUUGCACCAGCUCUCGCCGCUGGUUGUACUGUAGUGAUGAAACCCUCGGAGCUCACUCCUCUCACAGCUUUAGUGAUGUGUGAUCUGGCCAAGGAAGCUGGUAUACCUGCUGGUGUGAUCAACACUCUUCCUGGUCUCGGUGCUACUACUGGCGAUGCCAUCUCCAGGCAUAUGGACAUUGACAAGGUCGCUUUCACUGGAUCGGUCAUCACUGGCCGAAGGAUCGCUAUUGCAGCUGCCGAGUCAAACUUGAAAAAGGUCACCCUUGAGCUGGGAGGCAAAUCGCCAUCGAUCAUCUUCGAUUCUGCGGAUGUAGAGCAAGCUGCUUCUUGGGUAGCAAUGGGUAUUUGGUUUAAUUCGGGUCAGGAUUGCACUGCUAGUAGUCGACUGUACGUCCAGGACGGUAUCUACGACCAAUUCAUCGAUGCCCUCGCUUCCAAAGCCAAAGCAUGCGCUAUCGGUCAGCCAUCUGACGAGACAACUUCUUUCGGACCGCUCAUUUCGGAGGGUCAACGGGACAAAGUACUCGACUAUAUAGAAUCAGGUCGAUCGGAAGGUGCCAGAGUGGUGACAGGCGGACGGAAGUGGGAUAAAUCGAACGGAGGGUUCUGGGUCGAACCUACGAUUCUUGCCGAUACCACGAUCGGGAUGAAAGUUGUUCAGGAAGAAAUCUUCGGUCCUGUCAUUGUCGCCUCCAAGUUUAAAACUGAAGAGGAGGUUAUCGACUUGGCCAACGAUACUGCAUACGGCUUAGCUGCGAGUGUCUUCACCAACGACGCCAGGCAACAGACGAGAUUGGCGCAUUCCAUUGACGCAGGUACCAUCUGGCUCAACCAAUAUGGUAUACUUCACCCUAGUGUACCUUUUGGUGGGUUCAAGACGUCUGGUAUCGGCAGAGAGCUGGGUACCUACGGUCUAGAAGCCUACCAGCAGGUCAAGGCGGUUCAUCAAAACCUCACCCAGACCAUGUAA
Kwoniella botswanensis is the source of this 1503-nucleotide messenger RNA. RefSeq lists its product as uncharacterized. The record is from RefSeq and is a predicted model, not a curated record. Gene Ontology annotation, molecular function: aldehyde dehydrogenase (NAD+) activity. The transcript is spliced from 8 exons. The coding region runs from base 1 to 1503 and encodes 500 amino acids. Lineage: Eukaryota; Fungi; Basidiomycota; Tremellomycetes; Tremellales; Cryptococcaceae.